Molecule: messenger RNA, 1529 nt
Organism: Drosophila willistoni
Lineage: Eukaryota; Metazoa; Arthropoda; Insecta; Diptera; Drosophilidae
Gene: Rad9
Product: cell cycle checkpoint control protein RAD9A
Exons: 4
Coding region: 95-1468 (457 amino acids)
Biological process (GO): cellular response to ionizing radiation; DNA repair; mitotic intra-S DNA damage checkpoint signaling
Cellular component (GO): checkpoint clamp complex
Source: RefSeq, a predicted model, not a curated record
UUUUCCCACAAUACGGCCACACUACGCCGACAGUUUGUUUAUUCCGAAUUUAGCGGGAAUUUAAUUUCGCGAAAUAUUUAACAAAUUAGCCCCAAUGAAAUGCACAUUAGAAGGCAACAAUGCCAAAGUCAUUGCCAAGGCAAUUCAGUCGCUGUCCAAGGUGGGCAAAGAACUGUAUAUUGAGGCGGAUCAGCAGGGAUUGCAACUGAGAGCCAUCAAUGCCACCCACUCUGCGGUUGGCAGUAUAUCCUUUCAACGCUGUAUGUUUGAGACAUAUAAUUUACCAUCCAGUCAAUAUUGUUAUUGUAAAAUAUCGAUGAAAGUUUGCCUGGCCACAUUUCGCAACAUGAAGCAGGUGGAGCACUGUGAAAUGAGCAUUGUGGAGAAUCAUACGAAGUUGCAGGUAAAGCUACGAUGUAAAUUAGAGACUAUGAAACAGGCUCUUAUAGCCAUAAUUGACGAUCAGAAUAUUAAUGCUGCGGUAUCCAAGGAAGCGAGUCCAAAUGUCAUUCGCGGUGAUUUCAAAUUAUUUAUGGAAAUCUCCAAUAAUUUCAAUACAAACGAAGAGGAACUAACUCUCGAGGUCGAUUCAAAUAGUUUGGCAGCCAAAAACUAUAUAGAAGGCGCCCGGGUUAGUGAUCGUUUUAUGCGUUCGCAAUUAAAACUAAAAUCAAGUGAAUUUGAUCAGUAUCUGGUAACCAAAAAUACAGUAAUCACCUUUUGUAUACGAGAGUUUCGGGCAUUUCUACUAUUUGCCGAAACUCUGAAUGCACCAUUAAAUCUAGAGUUCAAUGAAGCUGGUGAUCCUUUUCUCUUGAAAAUUAACAAACACCAAGAAAUUGAAUGCAUCUUAAUAAUGUCGACCCUCUCACCGGACGAUGUGAGCUUCUCCGAAGAUAAUUGCCAACGGGAAUUGACUGUGGAUGAAACUCCCGACUCACAGCAGGUUGUGUCCAAAAAAAGAAAAAAUAGUCAACCGAUUGAGGCAAAUGCGCCCGAAAAAAGACGUGUAGAGCCAGAUGAUUCAUUAAUGGAGUCCAAUUCAUCGCUGUCGAAUUCGCUUUUUCAAUUUCGUCCCUCGGAGCCGCCAUCAGUAGAAGCAGUUCGUCAACUGGCUGAUGUGGAUACUCUCAUGGUUAUACCCGAUGAGGCAGAUGAAGAGGCUCUUAUGCUAGCCGCCGCUGAUGCAGCCAUGGCCACACAGAUGCCAAAGACUAAUCCAAAUCCAAGUGUUCCAAGUAGCACAGAGGUUUGCUUUUACAAUACAGAAGAUACGACUAUAGUGGACCAACAGCAGCAUCUGGAGGAAGAAGAGGAUGAUGAAGAGGAAAGCAUACCCCAAUCGCCUGAACGUGAACAAAGAAAAAUUCGUACAAUAUUCUCGCGAUGCUUUCAAAGCACUUAUGUGCCGCGCGAGCCAUCGCCAAAUAGCCAAGUCUAUGUCCCCAAUUCCGACACAGAGGAUUAGAAUUAGAGUUCUAGAUUUGUUAUAAUUGUAAAAUAAAGCAAAAAUUAAUAACUAAAACUAA